Messenger RNA from Prorocentrum cordatum, 853 nucleotides. The record is from the annotation of a GenBank genome assembly. NCBI's taxonomy places the organism in Eukaryota, Dinophyceae, Prorocentrales, Prorocentraceae.
GUCCAGCGACGAGGGCGGCAGGGCGGCCAUGGACUCGACCUCGGACGGCCGCGAGGCGUUCCUGCCGGCGCAGGAGCGCACCGCGCACCGGACGGGCCAGCUCCUCGUGGCCGCGAGGCUGGUGUUUGUCUUCUCGCACGGUCUGCUGGCCGUGUGCGUAUCCGUCGCCAUGGGCCUGGAGGCCAAGACGUCCUGGUGGAGCCUCUUCGUGCCCGCCUGGCUGGGGGACGCCCUCUGCGCCCUGCUCGUCGUUGGGGCCUGGUUCGCCUCCUGCCCGUACGUGCAGCUGUGCCUCGGCGAGCAUCAGGCCCGCCUGGGCGACGACAACCCGAGCAUCCUCACCGACAUCUUGCCAGACGUCGUCAUGGCGGUCCUUGGGCUGCUCCUCCUGGCACUGGAGGUGGCCGCGGAGCUCCUGCUCUGCGCCUACCUGGAAAGAAGCAGGCGCGCCGAACCCCGGAGCCUGGUGCCGAGCGCCACGAUGUUCAUCGUGGUGUCCGUCCUCGCCUGCUGCAGGGGCAUCUGCAUCAGGCCGAGCACGGAGAUCUUCAGCUGCGUGGGGGGCGCCGUGCUGCUCACCUCGCUGCUGGCGCUGGGCGUGACGGGCGGCCCGCUGGCGGGCAGCGGCUGGCUCCUGGUGCUGCCGUCCUUGGGUGGUGCGAUCGGCCUACUUGUCAGCUCUCGCCGCAGGCUGUUGGCGGCCAGGGCCGUGCUGGCCAGGGAGGAGAUGCUCCUGAGGGCCGCGGAGCAGGCGGUGCUCGCCGCGGUGGCGGCCGCCCUGGCGGCGCUGGCGGUGCUGCUCCAGCCGGGGGGCGGUGGCGUGGGCAGCCGCCGCGCUCGCGGGUUUGCCGGC